This is a messenger RNA of Tuber melanosporum (Perigord truffle), 2035 nucleotides long. RefSeq lists its product as uncharacterized. The record is from RefSeq and is a predicted model, not a curated record. The transcript has 5 exons. Gene Ontology annotation, molecular function: NAD binding; NADH dehydrogenase (ubiquinone) activity; 4 iron, 4 sulfur cluster binding. Lineage: Eukaryota; Fungi; Ascomycota; Pezizomycetes; Pezizales; Tuberaceae. The coding region runs from base 161 to 1660 and encodes 499 amino acids.
CGAUUUCGGUCGUCGCACGAUUGCCCGGAGAAAGGUUCACAAUAAUUAGAGGGCCGCCAUCAAGACUCCUCCACCAGGAAACUCCCUCCCGAAUUCCCCCAUCCUUCAAUCCCUUCACUCAGCUGCCAAUCAACUCUUCCGAAGCCAAAAUCACCGAACAAUGUUUCUAGCGCGGAACCCGCAGUGCGGCGUGAUAGCUUUGGCGUCCUCUCACCUGGCCCGCUCCUCUGCUAUCGCUGUUUAUCGCCAACAAGGCAGUCGUAACCUAGCUACUGUUAGCGACACACCGACGAGGUCCUACGGAGGUUUGAAGGAUCAAGAUAGGAUUUUCCAGAACCUCUACGGACACCAUGGCACAGACCUUAAAUCUGCUAUGAAAUAUGGAGAUUGGUAUAAGACAAAGGAGAUUCUCUUGAAGGGGCAUGACUGGAUUAUCGGGGAGAUCAAGACUUCCGGUCUUCGUGGGCGUGGUGGUGCUGGGUUUCCGUCGGGUAUGAAAUGGUCAUUCAUGACCCCACCCGGAUGGAACACGGGAACUACACCACGGUACCUCGUCGUUAAUGCUGAUGAAGGGGAGCCCGGAACAUGCAAAGAUCGUGAGAUCAUGCGUAAAGAUCCUCACAAGUUGGUCGAGGGAUGCUUGGUUGCCGGAAGAGCUAUGGAAGCCACGGCAGCUUACAUUUACAUCCGUGGCGAGUUUUACCAUGAGGCUACCGUCCUGCAGAGGGCUAUUCAGGAAGCCUAUUCCGCCGGGUUGAUUGGAAAGAAUGCUUGUGGCAGUGGAUACGAUUUUGACGUUUUCGUUCACAGAGGAAUGGGAGCUUACGUUUGUGGGGAAGAGACAUCGCUUAUUGAGUCCCUGGAAGGUAAACCUGGCAAGCCUAGGCUAAAGCCUCCAUUUCCUGCCUCCGUCGGCCUGUUUGGAUGCCCUUCGACUGUGGCAAAUGUCGAAACUGUUUCUGUAGCCCCCACAAUCUGCCGAAGAGGUGGUUCAUGGUUUGCCUCGUUCGGACGAAAGCGCAACGAAGGAACUAAGCUUUUCUGUAUAUCCGGGCAUGUCAACAACCCUUGCACCGUUGAGGAAGAGAUGUCAAUACCUCUAAAGGAGCUGAUCGAGAGACACUGCGGUGGCGUCAGGGGUGGAUGGGAUAACCUGCAAGCCAUCAUUCCCGGUGGCUCGUCAACCCCGAUUUUACCCCGAAAGAUCUGCGACGAUGUCCUAAUGGACUUUGACGCCCUGAAAGAUGUACAAAGCGGUUUAGGUACCGCUGCAGUCAUUGUGAUGGACAAGAGCACCGAUGUGGUAAGAGCUAUCUCAAGGCUUUCGAAGUUUUACAAGCACGAGUCUUGCGGGCAGUGCACACCUUGUCGCGAGGGAACCAGAUGGACUGCACAGAUUAUGGAACGUUUCGAAAAGGGCCAAGGACGAGAACGGGAGAUCGACAUGCUCCAGGAACUUACCAAACAGGUUGAAGGGCACACUAUCUGUGCUUUGGGGGAAGCCUUUGCCUGGCCAUUGCAGGGUCUAAUCCGUCACUUCAGACCAGAAUUGGAGGCAAGGAUGCAGGCGCACGCCCAGGCUUCGGGUGGAGAGGCCCUGGCCGGUGGUUGGGAACAUAACGCCCGGGUGCAGGGCAAGCUUGUUGCGCCUGGACAGUAGACAAGGCAGUAUAGACCAAUACCCAAGGCACCACCUUUUUCCUCUUUUUUUCUUCUUUCUCCCCACCCUCUUGUGCAAUUUUGGGGUUUUGCAUUGGUGCGUUGCUGCUGCUAUAAGGCUUCACCAUUCACCCGACCCGAAUUGAACUGCUGUACAUUUCUUCUGGCCAUUUACUUAGAGCAAAUGUGAUUGAAAGAAAUGCUGGAACGUCACGACUACUCUUCACUCUAACAUGCGAGAGCAGACUGGGGUGUUCUCGCAUUCUGUGUCUAACAACCCUAUUAUCACGAGUAUUUUGUGUAAACCUCUGACUAAGAGUACUGUACAUAACUCAUAGCACUCACCCACUAAGUAGCACACUAUACAUCCCACGUU